Messenger RNA from Nilaparvata lugens (brown planthopper), 1987 nucleotides. It is a transcript of the gene nSMase, whose product is annotated as putative neutral sphingomyelinase. The transcript has 6 exons. Gene Ontology annotation, cellular component: cytoplasm. The record is from RefSeq and is a predicted model, not a curated record. The coding region runs from base 551 to 1825 and encodes 424 amino acids. Lineage: Eukaryota; Metazoa; Arthropoda; Insecta; Hemiptera; Delphacidae. Gene Ontology annotation, molecular function: sphingomyelin phosphodiesterase activity.
UCAACUAUUCGUGCUUAAUAGACGCACUGAAUUUUCUUCAUAUCGUUUACAGGAUGCAAGGCCUCUUAUGAGAAAAAUUAUACGAGGGUAAUAGACGCGCUCCGUGAGAGGCCAUGCAUUCUUAAGACACGCGGAAUAAAUUCAGCUUGUCUAUUACGCUCGUAUAGUUGGGGCCCAAAGUGUUAUCUUAUUGGUUAUCCUUGUACCAGAAAAAUUUUGAAUAUAUGAAAGGGUGCUAAGAGGAAAUUUGAAUAUAUGAAAGGGUACUAAGAGGAAAAUUAUGUAGUACAAGAAGGGAAUUGUUCAGUAUUGACUGCAGAAACUCCUCAAAAAAUUAAUAUUCACAUCAAAUUAUUCAUUUUGGUUUUGUUUCAAGCCAUUUUGAAAUAAUAAUCUAAUGUAUUUACUUUCCCAAGUUCCUAUCAAUGACAGAUUUGUCCAAUAUUUUGGAUUAGAUGGAUUCCUGCAGCUGUUGACAAGUGCAUGGAUUGUUCUGUUCAUUCCUGAUAAAUUUGGCCUGAUUAAUAACAUUAUAUAGAAGCUUGAGGACAUGAGUGCACAAUCAGACUUGGUGUUGACAAUCUUCACCUUAAAUGUUUGGGGAAUCGCAUUGGUGUCGAAAGACCGCAGUCAGAGAAUAGAAGCAAUAGCAAGCGCCUUGUCCAGUGGUCGUUACGACGUGGUUUGCCUGCAAGAGGUGUGGGUAGCAGCCGACUAUGAAAUAAUUAAACAUGCCACCAUAAGUGUUCUGCCUUAUUCGCAUUACUUCUACAGUGGCGUGACAGGUUCAGGUCUGUGCAUAUUCUCAAGAUGGCCGAUCGAAGACAUAAUGUUCCACCAGUGGCCUGUCAAUGGCUACGUCCAUAAAAUAUUUCAUGGCGAUUGGUUUGGGGGUAAAGGAGUCGGACUCUGUCACAUAUCCACCAAUGGCAUACAUAUCAACAUCUACACCACACAUCUGCAUGCCCAAUACGACGUGCAUGACGACGAGUACUUAGCACACAGAGCGGUGCAAGCAUUCGACACGGCGCAAUUCAUCCGGUUGACGGCAGAUGGCGCGCAUGUCUCACUGCUGGCGGGAGAUUUGAACACGCAUCCGGGCAACCUGUGUCAUCAGCUGAUCCAACACUGCGCCCAGCUGGAGGACACCUUCCACCGACAACCGGCCGAAAACCAGACCGGCACUUUCGACUGCGCGCGCAACAGUUAUGCCGACAAGAACAAUGUCAUGAAGAACCCAAACGGCGAGAGGAUCGAUUACAUCCUAUACAGAGGUGGCCUCAAUGCACAGGUUGAUGUGUUGGAGUACUCCAUGCCGCUUGAGUCGCGGGUACCGGAGCGGGACUUCAGUUAUUCUGAUCACGAAGGCAUUGCGGCUACAAUCAGGGUUACACCGCAGUCGCCUGAAAUCUCAAUGCCCUCCUGCUAUAUAAAGGACAGAGGCGCUAUAGCGGCUACCCUGAAGGCGGGUAUCACAACCUGUGCGGACGCACUGAACAAACUGGCCCACGACAAGGUGUGGUACUGGGGGGUGGCCGGCUCACUUCUCGUUUCGCUCUUCUCCAUUCCCGCGUUCACCGAAAUCCCCGUCACCUACAGCCGCACCUACCAGAUCACCCUGGUGGGCACUUCGGGAGUUAUAUUCUUCGCCAUGGUUAUGGCCACCAUAUGGAACCGCAUGGAGUACAAUGGUAUCCUGGGUGGACAGAUGCGAAUGCAGGUCGUGCUUGAUCGGGUCACUGAUUCCAAUGACGAAGUUGAGAAGAUGUCGAUGACAACCAGCUCUAGCAAUACGUUGCUCACCCAGCCUUUCAUCGAGAGUUGAAUAAUGCUUCACCCAAUUGAUACAUGAUUACUCUUUUUGGUUAUAUUUUUUAAUCAUUAUACAGCUCUGUUGGAUUUAUUAUAUUGUAACCUAUUGUAAAAAUUGAGGUCGAAGUGGAUCAAAGUGCUAAUUGAAUAUUAUAAAAUGAUACUGAAAAUGCGA